UCUCUAUGAUCCGGUUCCAAAAUCUGCAGUUCACUUGUGAAUGCUGUCUCCUGUUCGCUUUCCGUUUUCAUUCUACACAAAUUUUCAAAAUAUUUUUUUUCAACUCCAAACUGGCGCUUAACCGCAGCGCUGCGAGAAAAUUAAAGGUUAACUUCCUUCUUUCCUUCUUCUUCUGUUUUAUCACGUUUUAUGUUCUUAGUUAGUCGUUUCUGAUUUCUAGUCCUUAAAAGACGUCAAGGAGGAUCAAGGUUACCGGUUAGAGGAAGAGGUUAAAAUAAUUAAAUGUCAAAUAGUUCUCUCUAAAAAUUUGAAAUUUUUUUGAUUUGAUUUUGAUUUUUGUCGAGGUUUUUGUGUUUCAAAAAUGGGGGACAUGACAUACAUCCCCUUGUCGGAAAAAGUAGGCUUCAUAGGUGGUGGAAAUAUGGCCACAGCUAUUUGUGAAGCAAUUGUGAAAAAAGGUCUGAUAAGUUAUAACAAAGUAUAUGUAUCUGGCCCUCAUUUACACAACCUAAGCAGUUGGAAAGCAAAAGGUGCUCAUGUAACCAUUGAAAAUGGAAAAGUCGUUGAAGAAAGUGAUGUAAUAUUCUUGGCUGUCAAGCCACAUAUCCUACCUAUUGCCAUAGCCAAUAUGUAUGACACUCUGUCUGAUAAACCCAUAAAGUCCAAACUGUUUGUAUCUAUUUUGGCUGGUACACCCAUAGAGCAGCUUGAGAAUAUUUUGGGUCAACUGGAAGGUAGUAGAGUUAUUCGAGCAAUGCCCAAUACACCCAUGUUGGUAGGAGAAGGAUGUACUGUAUUCAGCCCUGGUCAGCGAGCAACUGACAGUGACAUUGAAUUAGUACAUAGAAUCCUUACUGUGACUGGAGUUUGUAAGGAAGUACCAGAGUCAUUGAUAAACCCAAUUGGAGCCUUAGCAGGUAGCGGGCCAGCCUUUGUGUAUCUGGUGAUUGAAGCACUUGCAGAUGGUGGAGUUAAGAUGGGCAUUCCUAGAGCAAUGGCCAUUGAGUUUGCAGCUCAAACUGUAUUUGGGAGUGCAAAGAUGGUGAAAGAUACAGGAAAGCAUACAGGGCAGUUGAAAGAUGAAGUAUGCUCUCCAGGAGGGACAACUAUUACUGGGGUACAUGCCUUGGAAAGAGGUGGAGUGAGGGCUGCAUUGAUGGAAGCAAUAGAAUGUGCUACCAAGAGAUCUGAAGAGUUAGGUCAGAAAAAGCAUUAGGGACUAUUUUCCCAUUUGCUCAUAAUUGUGAUUUGAGUCUUUUCACAAGAAUAUUGUAGCUUGUGAAGCAAUUUCAUCAUUAUUUAUGAGUUUUUGAAAGCAUAUAGAAUAGGUUUAAGUGUGUUUCAUUAUGUUGAAUAUGAAUAAAUAAUUAUGUAUUUUGUCAUUCAAAUAGGAUGAAAUAUAAAAUUAAUUGA
Messenger RNA from Phaedon cochleariae (mustard beetle), 1413 nucleotides. The record is from the annotation of a GenBank genome assembly. Lineage: Eukaryota; Metazoa; Arthropoda; Insecta; Coleoptera; Chrysomelidae.